CAUGCUCGCUGUAUCCCGCUCCUGCUAGUACCAAUAUUCUAUUUGAGUUUGUUGGCCUACCCAUUCCCACCUUUUUGAAACAUGCUCAAAAUGUUUGUUGACGGACUGCUCAACAGGAAGGUAGCACGCAGGAACCUCGCACGCCAGCGCCGGGAGGACCAAAGACGGGAAUACUGGUCUUCUCGCCUGCCUAAUCCAGGCCCGAAAUAUAGCAAUUGCAUUUCCCCGCGCGGCAAGGUGCCGGCGGGACAGGAAGACUCCAUAUUUUUUGUCAAGCUGCCCCUCGAGCUGCGGAUCGCCAUUUACCAGAGGCUUUAUGGGGAUCUCACAGUUACGCUCUCCUUUUUCGAUGACCCCGAUGCCUCAACCUUCAGAGUAAAGGGGAAUCACGAAGAGUGGCUUUUCUCUUUUCCGAAGACGUGUUUGUUGGCCUACCUCGAAUCUACGGAGUGCAUCUACAAGUGCAUCACUUUUCACUGUAGAGAAAUUGCUUGCAUGCAGAUACUCCCUUGCUUCAUCGCUCCUACAUGGCUGCAGACGAUUCAAUCCCUUAGGGUCCACUUCCCAGUCAAAGGCAUUUACAAUACGCCCUGGCAGGCGAACCUCCCACCGCAAAACGAGGAGACAUGGGAAAAGGCCUGGGACGUCAUAUCCAGCAUGCAGGGACUGAAAUCACUGGUGGUUAACCUCACAGCCGGCGGCACCUUGGUCUUUGAGCACACUGAAACGCAACUGUCAAAGACUUUGAAGAAGGCUUGUGGGGUACAGACAUAUCUGGUGUCGAUAGAUUGGCCUCCGUCCUCCUCGGCUUUUUCUGACACCAACUCCACUCCAUGGGAGCUUGAGCUGAGACAUUUCGCUGUUUGAUAUACAAGAUCUAUUUAUUCUAACAAGAGGUUUACAUGAAACGACAUGCUUGAGAAGUAUCCAAUAUCCCCAUGCAAUCUGAGUCUAUCCAACCUCAUGUUUCAUUAGCAAGUUAUGCAAGGGAUAUAUCGCAUGCUAAUCUCUGUUAGUAUGCGGACUAGCUGCUGUGCAGGAAUAGGGACCUACGGAUUUAUCCUGAAGAUAACGCCAUUUAUCUCGAUUUUUCCCCCGAACUUGAUGUCAUUUG
Molecule: messenger RNA, 1114 nt
Organism: Westerdykella ornata
Lineage: Eukaryota; Fungi; Ascomycota; Dothideomycetes; Pleosporales; Sporormiaceae
Exons: 2
Coding region: 82-867 (261 amino acids)
Source: RefSeq, a predicted model, not a curated record